This is a messenger RNA of Thermothelomyces thermophilus ATCC 42464, 1990 nucleotides long. RefSeq lists its product as uncharacterized. The record is from RefSeq and is a predicted model, not a curated record. Gene Ontology annotation, cellular component: mitochondrion. The transcript is spliced from 3 exons. The coding region runs from base 179 to 1858 and encodes 559 amino acids. Gene Ontology annotation, molecular function: 2 iron, 2 sulfur cluster binding; 2-methylcitrate dehydratase activity. NCBI's taxonomy places the organism in Eukaryota, Fungi, Ascomycota, Sordariomycetes, Sordariales, Chaetomiaceae.
CUUUCAUAGACGCAGGGUCGAAAGGAGAAUCGCUUCCUCUCUUACUCGGAGACCGUCCUCAUAUUUUUACCAACGACUGCUUAGCCUGCCUUUCUUUCUCUGUUUUCCAUUGGCACUCUACCAAUUGAUACCAGGGAACGGCAGACGAGCAGUUGCACGCACACACACACAAGGCAUCAUGUCUGCUGUCAACCGCGGAUUGCGCCAGGCGACGAGAUCACUGCACCUCCACCGCUCUUGCAGGUCCUCGGCUCUGCGGUCGUUGUGCGCCUUCAAGAACGCCGCUGCCCCCGUCUCCUUCGCUGCCACACACGCACGCAGCAGCUUCUCCACCAUGACCUCACUUCAAUCCGCCAGCGUCUCGACGCCCUCGCCCUCUUCGGGCAAGGGCUACGAUCCCGAGAUUUUGGAUAUCGCGAGCUACGUGCACAACCAGAAAAUUGAUUCGGAGCUAGCUUUUGACACAGCGAGAUGGGUGUUCAUUGACACCCUGGGUUGCGGCCUCGAGGCUCUGCGGUUCAAGGAGUGCACCAAGCUCCUGGGCCCCAUCGUCCCGGGCACCACGGUCCCGUCGGGCACCAAGGUUCCCGGAACCGACUUCCAGCUGGACCCCGUCAAUGGCGCUUUCAACAUCGGUGCCAUGAUCCGGUGGCUCGACUACAACGACUGCUGGCUCGCCGCGGAGUGGGGUCACCCCAGCGACAACCUGGGCGCCAUUCUCGCUGUUGCCGAUUGGGUGACGCGGACGAACAAGUCCGGCCGGAAUAAGGUGGCUGGCGGCAAGAUCUUCACCAUCCGCGAUGUGCUCGAGGCCAUGAUCAAGGCGCACGAGAUCCAGGGCUGCCUCGCCCUGCUCAACUCGUACAACAAGGUCGGUCUCGACCACGUCGUCCUGGUCAAGGUUGCCAGCACCGCCGUGGUCAGCAAGAUGCUGGGCCUCAACGAGCAGCAGACGGCCGACGCCAUCACCCACGCCUGGGUUGACGGCCAGAGCUUGCGCACCUACCGCCACUCCCCCAACACCAUGUCCCGCAAGUCGUGGGCUGCCGGUGAUGCCUGCCAGCGCGCCGUCAACCUGGCUCUCAAGGUCCUUAAGGGCGAGACUGGCAUCCCCACCGUUCUGUCCGCCCCGACCUGGGGCUUCUACGAUGUCCUGUUCAAGGGCAAGAAGUUUGAGUUCCAGCGGGGCUAUGGCAGUUACGUUAUGGAGAACGUGCUCUUCAAGGUCUCGUAUCCUGCCGAGUUCCAUUCUCAGACGGCCGUUGAGGCGUCGGAGAAGAUCCAUGCCCAGCUGAAGGCCAUGGGCAAGUCUGCCGCUGAUAUUAAGGCCGUGACCUGCCGCACCCACGAGGCCUGCAUUCGCAUCAUCGACAAGCAGUUCAAGCCCAUGGACAACUUUGCCGACCGCGACCACUGCAUCCAGUACAUGUGCGCUGUCAUGCUUGUCUUUGGCCGCCUCACGGCUGGCGACUACACCGACGGCUCCGAGGCUGCCACGUCGGAGCUUGUCGAGUCGCUCCGCAAGAGGAUCAAGUGUGUUGAGGACCCGCAGUUCACGGCCGAUUACCACGACCCGGCGCUCCGCACCAUCAGCAACGGCCUGACGGUCGAGUUGAACGAUGGCACCGUGCUGCCCGAGGUGGUUGUCGAGGCCCCGCUCGGCCACCGCCUGCGCCGCGAGGAGGCCAAGCCCCAUAUUCUGGCCAAGUACAAGCGUCACCUUGAGCCCCAUUUUAGCGCCGAGAAGGUGCAGGAGCUUGUCCAGCUCGGCCAGGAUGGGAACAAGCUGGAUUCCAUGAACGUUGAUGACUAUGUUGACCUGUACGUCUGCAAGGACAGCAAGUUCUUCAAGGAGUAGACGAUGGUGUCCACGCAAUGUGUAUAUACACAGAUGAAAUAAAAAAAAAGUUGGAACGAACUCUAGCACGUUGGGUUGCUUCGCAGACGGCACAGUCCAUUCCAGAGCUGGACGUGUCCUCGAUACGCUCCA